CUUCCAUCACUUUUCGUCCUGAAGAAGCAUUCUUUAUGGGACCAGAAGCGGGCAGCUGCAAAUCUGCACGCAAAGCCCAACACCGCAUCUGUCUUGAAAUUAUCGGUUUCGCCAACACCUCUUAUGUGUGCAACAUUAUUGGAUCACAGAAGACCCACCAAAUGUUGUGGUGACACGCGGCUGGAAUGGGGUUCCCUCUGGUGGCGCCACGCUCAAUUAUCGGGAUUAACAGGAUUGCGCAGUAAUGCAGCGGUCCCUUCCAUCACUUUUCGUCUGAAGAAGCAUUCUUUAUGGGACCAGAAGCGCGCAGCUGCAAAUCUGCACGCAAAGCCCAACACCGCAUCUGUCUUGAAAUUAUCGGUUUCGCCAACACCUGUACUUUUUGUCUUCCAUUUUUUUAAAGUCCUGUCUUUUAAUUCCCUGCGAUUCUUCCGCGCCUCUCUCAAAUGUUUCUUAUGUCGGGAUUCCUCUGCUGGGCCACAAAUGACCAUCACCCGCAACUGAUGAGCGGGACACCAAUUUCGGGUGGAUGCCCUGGGGCUAUCCGCGAAAUUACAUACGCACCCGUGCAUGCAGGAGAUAUUAUAGCAUUCCUUCAUUCCACUGCAAUGAAUUCUG
Molecule: messenger RNA, 618 nt
Organism: Notodromas monacha
Lineage: Eukaryota; Metazoa; Arthropoda; Ostracoda; Podocopida; Cyprididae
Source: the annotation of a GenBank genome assembly